Messenger RNA from Marmota monax (woodchuck), 1851 nucleotides. It is a transcript of the gene Tmem86b, whose product is annotated as transmembrane protein 86B. The record is from RefSeq and is a predicted model, not a curated record. Lineage: Eukaryota; Metazoa; Chordata; Mammalia; Rodentia; Sciuridae. Gene Ontology annotation, cellular component: membrane.
CCUGUCCCCAAUCUACACGGAUCCACACCCUCACAGCACAUCUGCAUUUGACAUCCCGAAGUGUCCCUGGCCUGCAUGUGCAGGCUCGGGUGGGGCACUGCUGAGUCUGCCUCCCAGCCAGAUCCACCAUCCCUGCUCUGCUGGGGACUUGGGGCAGCUGGGAGCCCUGGGCUCUGGAGGCCUCAGGUUCUUGCUGGUGGAAGGAGGGAAGUUGGAAUCCUGCGCUCAUCCCUGGUGAGAAGCAGUGAGCCACAUUACGGAUGAGUGGGUUUCCAACGAGGCACAUGACACCCCCCAACACCGCAAUUCCCUGAGCCCCGCGGUCCCUGUGGCAGUCCCCAUCUUCCAGAUGGGAAGGCUGAAGAGUGAGCGCUGCAUGCAGGGGGUAAGUAUCCUGACAAACUGCUGCAGUGACCCCUGCACUGGGACAAGGACAGCAUCCUCACUGCACCCUCAUUCAGCCAGUGCUUGGCAGGGAAUGGGGCAGGAAGGCCCCUUCCCACCACCUUCCCACCCUUCCCACCCUCCCCGGCUGGCCCACUCCAUUGGAAUCCUGAGCUGCCCCUUCUGAUUGGCUGGGCACAGGACAAUGGGAAGGGCACUUGUGGGCCUCACCCCCCAGGCAGAAGAAACCAGGCCAGGUUCGUGUGUGCUGGGCAGGGGCUGUGGGGAUGGAGGGUCCCUUGGGUCCAGAUGGGCACCUUAUUAGAGGGCAUCAAGCAAGGGCAACUCCUGAGGGGGGGGGCAGUUUCUCUCUGGGUGCUGUUAUCAGUCCCAGCAUCCACAGGACGCUCUUUGGGUUAAUGUGUGACCAUGACCUCUUUCCUCCUCAUCCUGACUCACCAGCUUCCAGGUACAGGCCACUCUGGCAUCGUACCAGCAUGGAGAGUGGGAAGGAAGUGCUGCUCCUGAAGACGCUCCUAGUCCAACACCAACAGGCCCGCAGAUGGCUGAGCCCCUUCAUCGUCACCUGUUCCAUCUACUUCCUCCUCUGGAUUCCUGAGAGCCAGUCGACCUGGGUCAGCGCCCUGGUCAGGAGCCUGCCUGUGCUCUCCCUGGUGGCGUACCCGUGGGCCCUGGCCUCUGGCGGGAGCUACGCCUGGCUUCUCCAGGGAGGCCUUGUGUGCUCGGCUGUGGGGAACGCCUGCCUCAUGUGGCCCGAGGCCUUCCUGCAUGGUGUGACCGCCUUUGCUGCUGCCCACUUCCUGUAUUUCUGUGCCUUCGGGCUCUCCCCGCUGCAGCCGGCCCUGCUGCUGCUCACCAUCCUGGCCUCUGUGGUGUACUACGGCCUGCUUCUGCUGCACCUUGAGCCGGACAUGUUCCUGCCAGUGGCAGGCUACAUGCUGGUGGUGUCCGCCAUGCUAUGGCGUGGCCUGGCCCAGGGUGGGAGUGCAGGCUGGGGCGUUCUGCUCCUCGCGCUUUCUGAUGCCAUGCUGGCCUGGGAUGUCUUUGUCCCCCUGCCCUACGCCCGCCUGGUGACCAUGUCCACCUACUACUUAGCCCAGCUGCUCAUCACCCUGUCAGUCAAGAGCCUAGAGCUCAAGAACGACUGACCAGGAGCCAGAUGCCCAGUCCCCUCCCUCCCCUCCCCCAGAGACGGACCCAGCCUGAGAAACACCCUCACGGCCAAGCCUCGGGUGCAGCUGCAGUGCUGUCUGUCUCGAGACGCCUGUGUGCUCUUGGCAUUCCAAGCCUGCCGCUGGGUUCAAGCUUCCUUCCCUGGGUUCUGGCUCUGGACUCUGGGCCUCUCGGCCAGACCCGUAUUCUGCCUUCCCCUGUCUCCCCACCAUCUGCCCCUUCCCACGGCUCCCAUCUGUCUUCUCGUUGCCAAGUAAAGUGGGAAUUGAAACA